Molecule: messenger RNA, 1200 nt
Organism: Mytilus californianus (California mussel)
Lineage: Eukaryota; Metazoa; Mollusca; Bivalvia; Mytilida; Mytilidae
Exons: 6
Coding region: 398-856 (152 amino acids)
Source: RefSeq, a predicted model, not a curated record
CCAUCACAUUUAUAGAUACAGCCUUUGGUUUGUGGUUCUUUAAACUGAUGCACUGUUUGCAAACCCAAUGGUUCGUCUGUUAAAAUCAUUACUUUAUUCACCAUUUUAAUCUUUUUACCAAUCUGAUUGUAAACAUGCACUUUACACAGUAAAUUAACUUUGGUGUUUUCUGGUCAAAUUAUACAGAUGUACUGUUGACAUUGAUUUUGUAUAUGUCAGUACUGGUAUUGAUCUAUGAUAUUUCCUCAUUUGUUUUAGAAUUCACCAGAAUGAUGCUGUAGCUGUACACGAGCUAUGCACACAAAUACUGAAGGAAGAGAUACUUUUCUACCAAGAAUUGAAAGAGGGAGUACAGCCAUUAGUAAUUAUUUACCAGAAUGAAGCACAAAGAAAAAGAAUGGUGAAACUAGCAGAAAAUGUGGUGUUUUUAGAUGCUACAUAUAAAGGAUUAACUGCCUAUGGUUAUUCAUUCUAUGCUCUUGUUGCAAGAGAUGAACAGCAAGGCCGAGGCACUCCUCUUUCGUACUGUAUCUCGUCAGAUGAUACUGGUGAAGUUGUCAAAAUAUUUCUGAGAUCUCUGAAGACUACGGCUGAAAAUCAUGGAUUUGAUUUCCGUCCAAGAUCUUUUAUGGUAGACAGAGAUACCAAAGAAAUCAGCGCAAUUAAUGAAGUAUUCCCAAACAGCUCUGUUUUACUUUGCUGGUUUCAUGUUUUACAGGCUGUGUACAGAUUUUUGAAUAAAAAAGAAUCUGGUGUAUCAGGACCCAUGCACGCACAUACCAGAAAAAAAGUUAUUGACUAUAUUAGAACUAUGAAAAUAUGUACCAAGAAAGAAGACUUUUCUCAAAAAGUUUAAAUGUUGCAAGAGAAGAUGCCUUCCAAACAAAUAGCAGACUACUUGUUAGACAACUGGUGUACUGACAAGUGGGGAUGUCGAUGGGCCAACUAUGGAAGACAUUUUUUUCAUGAAGAUCAAGAUACAAAUAACUUAGUUGAAAGGUUAUUAAUACAUUUUAUUACUAUACACCUUAUAUUUUACAAGAUCGAAAUUUUAAGCAUCAUCUAAUUAUCAUCUGUUUGAUAAUAGUAACUAAGUAUAUUUUAUUUUGGGGAUAAAUUUUCUGAACUGUCUCUGUUUUUAUGACCUGAUUUAUAAAAAGUAUUACACUUUGUCUAAAUCCUACUUCUUCAUGGGUAACC